AUGAUGAGAUGGGGGAGAAAGAAACCUGUUUCUUCUUCUUCUUCUUCUUCCUCUUCCGGGUUGUCUCGUGCUUAUCCUGUUUCUUGGUUUUCAAAGUCAAGUGGUUCGUCUGACUUGAAACCUGCAAAAGAGAAGAAGCAAGAUGAAAAAGCUAGCCAGAACAUGUCUGCAAAAUCUUCCUUGAGUUCUACUAAACGUCGAAAUGAUAUUCAUGAGAGCAGCAAAAGGUUUCAGAGAGUAUCAUUAGAAAAGGAGAACGCUGCAACAAGGCCAGCCGAUAUGGAAUCAAGUGAGAAGUUUGAAGAGAUAAUGAGCAGUGUGAGGAAGAAAGUAAGAGAAUUCCAAAGAGAGACGCGUGGUUUUCUGGAAGCAGAGGCAAUGGAUAGAGACCAAGGAACUGUGAUCAUGACGCCAAGAAUUCAGGUGAACAGAGAUAAGCAGAGAUGUGAGAGACGUGACCAAAGGCUUCUUGAACAAAAGCCAAAGAGAUCAGAACAAGACGCAGAGGUCAAGGCGAAGAAAUCAGCGAGAAGGACAGGUACAGGAACUUACAGUAGAGAGGAUUCUGUGAUUCUUGGUCAUACCGUAACAAAAACGGCUCAUCAGUGGGAAAAGCUCAAGGAAAUAAAACUAAGAGAAGUGAAGCUGAAGGCUGACCAACAGAGGAAAUCUCUGUACCUAAGAAGGGAGCUAAACAGAUUAGGAACAAAAGAAAACAGCAAGGUUAGAGUUUUUUCACCAAGAGCAUCUGAAAAAUGCAGAGUUAAAGCGAUUGAAGACUUGAAGAAAGCUAAACUGAGAGCACGGGAGCACGAGCUUGGGAUAGAAGCAGCAGAUGGAGGAAUGGAGAAUGAAAGCUUUGCAGUAGUGAAAUGCUCGAGCGAUCCUCAGAAGGAUUUUAGAGAUUCAAUGAUUGAGAUGAUCAUGGAGAAUGGUAUCAACCACCCUGAAGAACUCAAAGAUCUUCUGGUUUGUUAUCUCAGACUCAAUACCGAUGAAUAUCAUGACAUGAUCAUUAAUGUGUUUCAGCAGGUGCACGGUGAUCUGAAAUUUCAUUAAUUUUGGUGUAGAAUAGUAAUAUAAAGUCCGUGCAUGAAUAAUCAUUCUAAUUUGAUAAUAAU
Molecule: messenger RNA, 1121 nt
Organism: Eutrema salsugineum
Lineage: Eukaryota; Viridiplantae; Streptophyta; Magnoliopsida; Brassicales; Brassicaceae
Product: transcription repressor OFP5
Exons: 1
Coding region: 1-1059 (352 amino acids)
Biological process (GO): negative regulation of DNA-templated transcription
Source: RefSeq, a predicted model, not a curated record